UAUUGAUGUUAUGUAGUCUUUGAGUGUAAUUACUGUAAAUAUUUGGUUGCCAACGCAAGGAGUCCACUAUGCAUUCGGACAACUAAUGAAAUGUUUAGUUCAGUUUACUUUGGUUUUACUAUCAGGAUUGAAAUCAUUGAAACACUGGAUCGAGGUAAAUUGAAAGGCAAUGCACAAUUUAUUUUCUACCAGUGUGGAUUUUUAAUUUCCGUUUCUGAGGAAGUGAUACCAUCUUUAAUUUCAUGUUGUUUUGUGCGGCGGCUCUCAGGGGAAAACAGUAACGUCAUCAACGAUACUGAAAUAUUGGCGAAAUUGACGAUGACAAAUGUGAUGCUUCGUGGGGUUAAGAUAAAUCAUUGGUGAAACGUUAUUUUUUUUUUCGGGCCUAUUCUUUUUCUCAUAACUGCCCAUUGUGUCCAAUGCUCAGGAAUAUGGGCUUAGUUAGUUUGAAGAUCUAUAGAUGGUGCAGUAACUUGUGUUGAAGGUUUUAAAAAUAUUAACAGUGAGUUAUAAUGAAAUAUCGGGUGAACGAAUUAGAUUUGCUUGAACACUGGGGGGAAACGACCCGCCGUCCGCACCGGUUACUGGCUGAAGCGGACCAUGUAGUACUGUACUGGAAUACAUUAGGAAUGCUAUAGCGAAUGAGCGGAGGAAUGUUUCCAAUCGGACCCGUUUCGUUGUGACACAACCCGUCAGCGGUUGUGUUGACGACGGUGAUCCCCUGUAAACGAAGAAAACGAAAGCAGUGAAGUACCGCGUGCUGUCGUUAAUAUAGUAUUGCGGCAAUGAAUAUAUAAUUUAAAGGAGCCGCUACUUCUACGUCGUUAGUGUUUACAGUAAAACUUUCCGUGGUAGUUACAUAGACAGUAACGAAAUUAAUUUAAUGUAAACGUGGACCUACAUGAAUGAUAACCUUGGAUAAAUGACGCCUCGUUAACCUUACCUAAAUAAGUUUCAGUUUCUGUCAUCACGUGUGAUUUAAAAACAGAACAGAAGCGUUCGACUCGAGCCACUUUUUUCCGCGAAGCAGCCUUCCAUUCCUUUGUGUCACUGAAAUAGGCGACACCGUGAACUGCGUAAUUUCUCCAUGAAUACGAUGGGAAGACACGCGUGGAUCGGCUUGGGUGUCGGGGCCACGGCCGGUUCGGUCCUGCUCGUGUAUUUCAUAUACAGGGAGAGGAGGAGGAGGAGCAGGAGAGUCGGCAUGAUGAUGCGCGAGAACGAGCCCGCGAGCGCUCCUGGCUCGGGCCCUGCGCAGCUGGAGCUGCACGUUUGUGACAGUGUCUCGGGCACCACGGUGCCCAGACUGGCAGCUGGACGGGUCCUGCAGCCAGAACAGGGAGGGGAGCUACAGCGGCGGCUGGACGAGGUGCUCCAGUGCGUAGCUGACCUGCGGGGGGAGGUGGCUGAGCUGAGGGUCGGUCUCCAGAGCAUCGCCGUGCAGAUUGUACAUGAUGUCAAAGAGGGCCUGGAGGAGAGCCAGAAGGCUGCACGCAGGCGGCGGCACCUUCUGCCCAGAGAGCGCACUGAUUCCCUCAGCUCCAGUUCCAUCUACUUCACUGCCAGUGGGGUCAGUCUUUAUGAUGGCGAGAGCGAAGGAGGGUAUACAACAGCAAACGCGGAGUCAGACUACAAUGGGGACACGGAUCGAGAGACUGAUAAGGAGCAUGAGGUGGUCAGUGAGGACGAUGAGGAUCGAAGCUGCGCCACUGUGCGAACGCUGAGACAGGAUUCCCAGGAAGAGGAUGAAGAGGAUGCCUCACUGCUGCUGGAGUCGGAUCUUCUCAAUGAGGAGCUGGAACAUCUUCUGUCCCAGGGUGACAUCUUGCAUGCUGGAGGGUCCCAGGAGCGGGCUGAAGGCUUUCAGCUUCUCCUUGACAACAAGGCCAAGUUUGGAGAGCAUAAAGAGUUCCUGUGGCGGCUGGCCCGAGCCUAUAGCGAUAUGUAUGAAAGCACACGGGAUGCAGAGGAGAAGAAGUCCUAUGCUGAACAAGGACGUGAAGAAGCUGAAGCUGCCCUGCAGAAAGAUAGCCUGAGUGCGGAGGGACACAAAUGGUUUGCCAUUCUCACUGGCCUGACCUCCCACUCUGAGACCAUGCACAGCAAACUCAAAAGCAGUCACAUCUUCAAGGAGCACAUAGACAAGGCAAUAUCGCUGAAGCCUGAUAACCCACAGUGCUUCUAUCUCCUGGGGAGGUGGUGUUAUGAGGUAUCUUCUCUUGGAUGGCUGGAGAAGAAGGCGGCUGCUGCCCUUUUUGAGACCCCUCCUACAGCCACUGUGCAGGAUGCCCUGGAGAACUUCCUUAAGGCUGAACAGCUGAGCCCAGGCUUUUCCAGGAUAGGGAGGCUUUACAUUGCCAAGUGCCACAAGGAUCUGGGGAAUAUCUCAGAAGCCAAGAAAUGGACUGAGCUGGCUUCAGCAAUGCCUCGUGUUCCCUGUGAGGAUGCAGAGAGUGCCCCUCUGGAAGAAGCACUGGCAGAUCUAUAAAACCGUAGGAGGCAUGUUUCAAGUGGGUUCCUGGUGGGGUUCCAUGAAGGGCUGCAUGGGGUCUUCUGGGAACCAAGAGAUGUUUGGGUGACCAACACAAUGAGCACCAGUAGAAUUUGCACAACUAACGAUUACUGUUUUACUUUAACCAUCAUUUUGUAGGAAUCUGCGAUUGGUUAACACAUAUGGGUGUGGUUUGAAGGGGCAACUUGCCAUUACAGGAAAAGCAGCGAUCUGCUGUGCAUGUGUUUCUGACCUGUACAAACAGCUCCCUUUUUGUUUCCUGAGAGUAAUCGUUUGUUUGCUAUGUGAAGGAAAUUGGAAUUGUAGUGCAAGAAAAUAACAAUGGCCUCCCCUGCAGUAAUGGCAAGGAGGUAAUGUAGACUGUGAUAUUGUCACAGAGACCAGCUUCAUGAGCGUUUGAAUAAUGACUCGUGAAGUGUAUUUUGACUGAAAUUAUUUUAAUUAUUAUAGGGAAUUCUUUGGCUGUAUAAUUAAGAUCCCAAAAUUGCUAACACAAACUUUCAGACCUAAUAGGAAACACUUAUGGGCACUAAGAAAAAAGUACAUUUGUAUGCACUUAUUCAUAUCACAGUUCUUAUCACCUCUUUCACAAUACAUUUCUUAUGUGGUAGCUUUGGCCACACUGCAAACUUGUACUGAUGUUUUUUCUUUUAUAAUGCAAAAUAGUUCAAAUACUACUUCACUCUCACACAAACAAAUUGAUAAGGGCACUGCUGUCAUAAUGUCAACUGGAACAACAUCGUAAGUCUUGGGCAAUGCCUUAGUGUAUGACAUAAUACCAGAGGGUUUUAGCAAAGGAAUGGGGGAAAUAUUUUAGGAGUUACCAGAACACCCAAAGGAACAUCAUGGAACUGCUCUGGAAUACAUCAGAUUACAUAAAAAAUGCCAAUAAGAACUCUUGCUGCUUUGAUUUGUGCACAAUCAACUUCUUUGUGUGCUAAAAAAAUCAUACAAUGCACUGACUGACAUGCCUUGAGAAAUGGAAAGCUUUUUUAGAAAUAUCACACUUAUACUCACACUUAAGAGCUAACAGUUUGUACUUUAGGUCGAAAAAAGAGAGCCAGUCUGGUUGAUCUAAAGGCCUAGUCUCACAUUGGGGUUUGGGUCUUUAGUCAAAAAUGUAAGGUUUUAUUUUUUCAUGUGUACAUUGUUUUUUGUUUUCCAUUCCUGUAUUGCCAAGCUUCCUGUUUUCUUUGUCUUUCAUCAUUUUAAACAUUGAUAUAUAUACUUUUCUGA
This is a messenger RNA of Scleropages formosus (Asian bonytongue), 3748 nucleotides long. RefSeq names its product regulator of microtubule dynamics 3 (gene rmdn3). The transcript has 12 exons. Gene Ontology annotation, cellular component: mitotic spindle pole; spindle microtubule; mitochondrion. The coding region runs from base 1088 to 2488 and encodes 466 amino acids. The record is from RefSeq and is a predicted model, not a curated record. Gene Ontology annotation, molecular function: microtubule binding. NCBI's taxonomy places the organism in Eukaryota, Metazoa, Chordata, Actinopteri, Osteoglossiformes, Osteoglossidae.